This is a messenger RNA of Colletotrichum navitas, 1647 nucleotides long. RefSeq lists its product as uncharacterized. The record is from RefSeq and is a predicted model, not a curated record. The transcript has 3 exons. Bases 123 to 1409 code for a protein of 428 amino acids. Lineage: Eukaryota; Fungi; Ascomycota; Sordariomycetes; Glomerellales; Glomerellaceae.
CUCUCAUCGACUCUCUCUGACUCUCAUCGACUCUCUCCGACUCUCUCUGACUCUCAUCAACUCUCUUCAACUCCCACCCAUUCUCAUACACUCCUAACCACCACCGCCCGCAUUCCCUCAACAUGUCGCCCCAAAAAUGUCUCCAACAGCUUCUGAGCUGCGGCAGCAUCUACCGGCGGCGCGGUAGGUUCACGCCCGAGGAGCAUAAACGGAUCACGGCAGCUUUUGCAUCCUUGUCUCAGAACCUCGGCCUCAUCGAUCCCCAGACUAGGACCAGCUCCUACUUUCGACACAGAGUCUGUCAAGCAUUCUUACGUGAUAUCGAACAGAUAGGCGGCAGGGAUCUUGUUGUGCUCUGCGCAGCCGCUCUGGGCCUCACGCAAAUCGGCAAAAUGACCAAGGGUCAGAGAACAGAGCUCACCGAUCUCAUCAUCAGCCGACAGUCAGACAUCGAAUCGGCCGGCCUCGCGGCCAUCUGGGAGGAACCACAACCGCUAGGCCUCGCCGGAUCCGGGGAGCAGGCAGAUCAACCGGCGCGCAUACAUACCUCCUCAACAUCAACUACGCCUUCAUCACCUCAUGUCUCGCUUGCCGAACCUCUUGUUGCGUCCACGUCCCCAAUCCACGGAAUUCUUCGCAAUGCGCCUGUCAGAGCGUCGACGCGUACGCUCCUGGCCGACUUUCUGCUCACACGGGAAGGGCCCCUGGCACCCGUCGCCGCCGCAUUUGCCAUUGCCAUCCAUCGAGCAGGCUGUAUCGUUCGUCCAGGUCCGCCUCGGCACCCAAGGAUUGGUGGGCCUGCGGCUAUUCCGUUCCUGCUGCCAUCCCGAGAUUGCUGGUACCAAGGCCGCCCCCCGGACGAGGACUCUUACAUGAAUGACCUGCUCUUGAACAUGGAGGGGACCCAAACCUUCCACAGAGGGGAGCAGCGCUCGCUUGCAGACAAACCCAACUAUUGGUCUGUUCUGCGUCAACUCGAUCAACCAGACCCUCGUCACACAGCGUGCAUCAUGAGCAUCCCGAGCAAACUGCAGCUGCUACGCAUUCCUGACAUACUAAGGGCCGCGCCUCUACCCUGUAAUGCCGCCAACCUUUUGACUCUGACAGACGUGACACCCAGGUACUCCUACAUUGACCUCCAAAUGGAUCUUGGGAGUGCAACUAUUAUCGGGACCGCUGGUGGUGGUGAGAAGCUGAUCGGACUCUACCCUCCGACACCACGUAACCUUGCCGUAUUCAGCAGCCAGAAAGCCUUUGUCGAUACGCAUGCUCACCUCGAGAGGGGUGUUUUUAUGGCACUCACGAGUGAGGAGUGCUGUUUCAUUCCUGCUGGCUGGCUUCACACGUUAUAUACAACUGGUAGUGGGCCCACGGCCGUUCUGAAAUGGCCGACGUCGGAAUGUUUCUAAAGGUCUUUUUUGAAGAAUCCACAACUUGCAGGUACCAUAGCACUUAUGCUUGUUAGCUGCAUUCAUCUGCAACUAUGACGAAAACCAAUCCAGGGACCAUUGGACACAGGCUAGCGCGGCUAACACGGUUAACAGAGUAUGCGAUUAUAGUGGUCGUAUGAUUAGGACACUACGGCCUUUUGCAUGCUGAGGCAGAGAUUGAUUUGAUUUGAUUUAGUUAAACAAAUAUAAAAAUGAC